AUGCAGUACGCCCGCUCCGUUGUUUGGAGCAAGGUGUCCUCUGAGCGUAUGGAGGCAUGGACGGAGCAGAUGAAGGCCAUGGGCUAUGCAGGAUCUUCGAACAAUCCUCUUGCCCGUGGUAUCGAGGGUUGCUGCCCCGGCACUUCUGAUGCUCACGCCAAGCUGGUUGAGGAUGACGCAGACAAAGACAAGGCAGAACUGAAGCUGCUCAAUGACCUGAUCUCCAAGUGGAGAGUGCCAGGAGUGAUCAAGGUGCCCCCUAGGAAGGUGAUUCCAGACUUCAGCAACCGAGGUCACACUGGCCUCAGUGUGGAGCACGUCCAUUAUCUUGCAACCAGCUUCAAAGAGAAGGGCUUUCAGAAGCGCAAAGGCAACGAGGGUCAUGACAUCCCGGUCCUGGUGUGUGAAAAAACCAGCAGUGAACUUGGAAAGAAGUCCAUUGAGAACUGGAGGUCAAAACUCAAUGAUGAGAAGGGGUUCGCUCCACAGGAGCACUAUGAGCGGCUUUUCAAGGGAGAGGAGCUGUACACUUCAUUGGGCAAUGGGCACUUCAAUCAGGCUCUCAACCUUUUCUUCCGGGAGUGCCCCAGCAUCUACAACCAAGAGAAGUAUGUUAUUGGCCAGGACCGUGAUCUCAAGGAGGCUGUUUACCAGGGUGUUGGUGCUAUCGUGCUUAAGGCUGAGAUCCCGUUGAGAGAUCGUGAAACCAUCAGCAAGCUCCUGAACUCCAAACGUGAGUUCAAGUGGAGUGUUCACGAGGAUGGCACGUUGGACAUCUCAGAUGCAUUCGAGGACACGCGCACCUGCAAACAGUUCGAGGCCCUCAGCAAGGUGCUAGAUGCAGUUGAACUGAACUGUUUGGUGAGAUCUGAGCUUGGGGUCCGUGACAGCCAUCGCAUUGGUCAAUGA
Molecule: messenger RNA, 909 nt
Organism: Symbiodinium natans
Lineage: Eukaryota; Dinophyceae; Suessiales; Symbiodiniaceae
Source: the annotation of a GenBank genome assembly